This is a messenger RNA of Pteronotus mesoamericanus, 1104 nucleotides long. It is a transcript of the gene LEFTY1, whose product is annotated as left-right determination factor 1. Gene Ontology annotation, biological process: anterior/posterior axis specification. Lineage: Eukaryota; Metazoa; Chordata; Mammalia; Chiroptera; Mormoopidae. The record is from RefSeq and is a predicted model, not a curated record. The coding region runs from base 1 to 1104 and encodes 367 amino acids. Gene Ontology annotation, molecular function: cytokine activity; growth factor activity; transforming growth factor beta receptor binding. Gene Ontology annotation, cellular component: extracellular region. The transcript is spliced from 4 exons.
AUGAGGACCCUGUGGCUGUGCUGGGCGCUCUGGGCGCUGCCCCUGAGCGGCCCCGCGGCGGCCGUGACCGAGGAGCAGAUCCUGGGCAGCCUGCUGCAGCAGCUGCGCCUCAGAGAGGUGCCCGUCCUGGACGAGAGCGACGCGGAGGAGCUGGCCGCCCCCGCCCGCGUGAGGGCCCAGUAUGUGGCCCUGCUGAGGCGCAGCCACGGGGGCCGAUCCCGGGGGAAGAGGUUCAGCCAGAACUUCCGAGAGGUGGCCGGCAGGUUCCUGGCGUCCGAGGCCUCCAGGCGCCUGCUGGUGUUCAGCAUGGAGCGGCGGCUGCCCCCCAACAGUGAGCUGGUGCAGGCGGUGCUGCGCCUCUUCCAGGAGCCUCUCCCCGAGGCUGCGCUCCGCAGCCACGAGCUGCUCUCUCCACACAGCGACCGGGCCCGGGUCACCGUCCAGUGGCUGCAGGCCAGGGAUGACGGCUCCAACCGCACGUUCCUCAUCGACUCCAGGCUGGUGUCCGUCCGCGAGAGCGGCUGGAGAGCCUUCGACGUGACCGAGGCUGUGAACUUCUGGCAGCAGCUGAGCCGGCCCCGGGAGCCGCUGCUGCUGCAGGUGUCGGUGCAGCGGGAGCACGUGGGCCCGCUGACCUCCAGCGCCCAUGAGCUGGUGCGCUUCGCCUCCCAGGGGCCGCCGGGCGGCCGGCAGGGCGAGCCCCAGCUGGAGCUGCACACCCUGGACCUCGGGGAGUUCGGAGCUCAGGGCAAUUGCGACCCUGAGGCGCCAGUGACCGAGGGCACCCGCUGCUGCCGCCAGGAGACCUACAUUGACCUGCAGGGGAUGAAGUGGGCGGAGCACUGGGUCCUGGAGCCGCCCGGCUUCCUGGCCUACGAGUGCGUGGGCGCCUGCCAGCAGCCCCCGGAGGCCCUGAGCGUCAAGUGGCCGUUUCUGGGGCCAAGACAGUGCGUCGCGUCCGAGACGACCUCGCUGCCCAUGAUUGUGAGCGUCAAGGAAGGAGGCAGGCCGCGGCCGCAGGUGGUCAGCCUGCCCAACAUGAGGGUGCAGAAGUGCAGCUGCGCCUCGGACGGGGCGCCCGUGCCAAGGAAGCUGGAGCCGUAG